Molecule: messenger RNA, 1926 nt
Organism: Ectocarpus sp. CCAP 1310/34
Lineage: Eukaryota; Phaeophyceae; Ectocarpales; Ectocarpaceae
Source: the annotation of a GenBank genome assembly
UCUGCGGCACCUGUUGCCACACCUGCCCCCGCGCACUCGGCGGCGAUGGCAUCGGACGGACUGUGGACGGAGAUGGUGCAUGAGGGCGGUACAGGCGGACGUCGUCGGCAGGGGCAGCGGGAGUUUGUAGCGACCCCUGCAGUUCCGAGGUCGCGGGCGAAGCGAGAUGGGCCGGGGCUGGGGACAUUUGCUCUUCUAGCCACGGAGGACGAGAUCAACCGGUCUAUCGCCGAGCUUCCUGCACCGGGUGUCGCUGAGCCAGCCCUGCCGACGGGGCUGGUGUGCGACCUGGAGACGCCUGAGACAUACGGGGAGGCGCACGCGGGGCCCCACCACCACAUCUGGACCAACGCCGAACGCAAGGAGUUUUUCGGGCUGAAUGCAGUGGGCACCUUCGAGGAGGGAGACGAGUUUGGGUAUGCUGUGCGUGCUAAGGCUAGGUUGGUAGCCCGUGGGUUUGCGCAGCGUGAGGGUGUUGACUUCUUUGAGACUUUCUCCCCGUAUCCUUCCAUCACGAGCAUUCGAUUGCUAGCCGCCAUCGCCUGUGUGUUAGAUUGGGACUUGUGCCAUUUCGAUGCCGAGCAAGCCUUUGUCCAAUCAGAACUGGAUGAGGUUGUGUUCAUUCGUCUUCCCCCUGGGUGCGGUGCGCUUUCCGGUAAGGUCGUGCGGUUGAGACGGAGCCUAUACGGUCUGAAGCAGGCGUCCCGCACAUGGCAUCAUCACUUGAUGCGUGGCAUGAAGAGUCUUGGUUUCGAGCCUUGUGCCGCCGAUGCGUGUGUGAUGCGUCUGAUCGAGAGCGGUGUAGUCACCAUGGUGGUUGUGAUCCACGUAGACGACAUCUUCUCUAUCGGGCUCAAGAGCAGGUGCGAUCAGUUUGGUGUUGACCUCAACCGGUAUGUGCCCAUUUCCAACCUUGGGGAACUGCGCUGGUAUGCGGGUUGCCGGUUUUCUCGUGACACGGUGUUGGGGACGGUGACUAUUUCGCAACAGGCUGUAGCGGAGAAGAUCGUUGCCAAGUUCGGUGUGACGACGGACAAAGAGACACCUAUGGUCGUUGGGUUGAAGCUUGAGCAGUACGACGCCGACGAGCCCGAUGUCGACGAGCCUUUCCGGUCGCUAGUGGGACACUUGAUGUGGCUGGCGAAUCAGACUCGCCCGGAUAUUCUCAACGCGGUGCGUGCCGUUGCGAGGUAUUCGCACGCGCCGAAGCGACUGCACUGGGAGGCGGCUUUGCAUGUUUUGAUGUAUGUUAGAUUCACGAGCGGGUACGGGAUUACUUUUCAGAGGGGCACGGUGGGAGGAGACCACAUGGAACUUUUUGUCGAUUCGGACUUCGCCAACAAGGCAACCGACCGGCGGUCUGUUUCUGGGGCACUAGUGAUGUUCGCUGGUGCGUGUGUGAUGUAUCUGUGUAGGACGCAGAAGAGCGUCACCCUGUCUUCGACGGAAGCGGAGUACGUGGCGAUGUCUGAUGGGAUGAAGGAGGCUAUUUUUCUGCGGUAUCUGUGGAAGUUUAUCUUUCCGGGCCGUGAUGUGGGGUGCACGCCGGUGUGGGAGGACAACGUAGGCGCUAUUCACUUGGCAAGUAACCCGGCUACUACUCCCAACUCGAAGCACAUCGACAUCCGCCACCAUUUCAUCCGUGAGCGUGUAGCACGGGGGGAGUUCAAGGUAGUCCACGUACGGUCGGACCUGCAACGCGCGGAUUUCUUGACCAAACCGCUCCCCAAGGAGACUUUUUGCGCGCAUCGUGACUUCGUGAUGAAUAUUCGUUGAUUUUGUUCUUGGUGUUGCACUAUUUCAGCGAUGGGGCCUUUCUUGCACCAUGUGUUUUAUUUGUGACCUGGUACUGGCCUUUGAUCUGCUGCUCGAUGUUGAUUUCUGCUUUCGCGAUGGAUGGGAUAGUUCUGCGUGAGAAUCAUGGGG